AUGUAUUAUUUCAUUAAAAUGAAAAUAUAUAAUUAUUUUUUUAACACACAUUUUUUCCUUUUAUUUGUUUAUUAUUCUUAUAUAUAUUGCAAUUAUAUGAUAAAGAAUAAAAAGGGUAACACAUUUGAUAUAAGAAGCAACAUAUCACUAUAUGAAGAUUCUCCAUUUAAUCCAUUGGAUGAUGAUGUUUCAAAAGAUGACAUAAUAAAAAAUGAAACAAUAAAAAAUAACUUAAUAAAUGAUGAUUUAACGGAUGAUAUUUUACCAGAUAGUAAUUUAAAAAAAAAUUUAAUAGAUGUAAAGGGCGUUAAUGAUGAACACGAGAAAAUUAAAUUAAUUUUAUAUUCAUAUAUGGAUAAAAUAGAUGGAGCACAUGAAGAUAGAUUACUGUACAAGCUUGUUAGGAAAUGUAGAGAUGAAGAAAAUUACGAAAAUAUUGGACAUUUUUAG
Plasmodium malariae is the source of this 450-nucleotide messenger RNA. RefSeq lists its product as uncharacterized. The transcript has a single exon. The coding region runs from base 1 to 450 and encodes 149 amino acids. The record is from RefSeq and is a predicted model, not a curated record. Lineage: Eukaryota; Apicomplexa; Aconoidasida; Haemosporida; Plasmodiidae.